CGGUACAUCUGGUGGCUAUUCUCGGCUGAUGGCGGCUGCCUACUGUGACUGAGCCUCACUGGGAAAAGGCAUCCAGAGGCUCUCCUAAAAAUAACAGAACAGAGAGUAAUCUAAGGGAUCCCAUUGCCCAGGUAUAGCUAUACCUCAAGUACACAUAUAUAUACAUUUACUCUAAGGCGUAUAUAUUAUAGGGAUUGAGAGUGCAAAUGUCCACCACAGGAACCGACAGAAGCGGUCGUUCCUUCCAGACGACAGCAGCCUGUGCCUCCUCGCUCUUGCUUGGUAUAGGGUUGAUUGGGAUUGAAGAGAAAUGGGCGAGAGAAGCGUUUUUGGCCGGUUCGGUCGUACACUGGCUGCUCUGAGAUACUCGUCAGCUCCCUUAUGUACAAGCCAGAACGAUAAUGAUUCGGUCACCAGCGACUAGCAUUUGGCUGACACAGGAGGACAUACAGUGCGCGGUAGAGCGAGCACUGCUUCGCUACAGCGUGGUUACUCCCUUCGAACGACUGAGCCUGGGAGGCCCGGACAGCGACGAGGAUGACGCCCGGUUUUUUGGUUCGUUCUAUUCCUCCGAGAAUUCAUCUUCGCCCGAAGUGCCAGGCUCCGAGGCAGAUUCAGAUGACGAUUUCGAGUCUGUUGUCAGCCAGCAAGAGUCAUAUACCGAGUGUCGCGAGGGGCGUGCUUCAUUUCUUCAGGGGGAGACUGCUGGCUAUGAGUUAGUUCACAAUAAGAAUCUGCAGCAGCCAUCAGACAGUGAUCAGAGUUGUGGAAGUGGGCAGGCUGAAGUGUUUAAUGUAGGAUCUGUGAAAAUUUUUCCUGUGAAAGACUUCAUCGAGCACCAUGUGUUUGCCCUCUCUGCACGCGUCACUGACACGACCGCGCAACAAAUCUCGAGGGCUUUUCCUCUCUUCCAUCUACCACCUGCGAGGGUGUCUUGGACGGCAAUCUGCGAUCCAUCGUCCCUUAGGUUGUCUGAACACGGGGAUGUCGCAUUGUUGGUAUCUGGUCAUUGGUCUUUGAAUCUACAGGUUCUCUGUUGGGCGUUGGUUGUUCGAAGACAUCACCACCACGAGCUAGAUCCUGCAGGCCAUAGCGGUAGUAUCUUUGAAAUUGUGAAAAUGCCUUGGAAUCAGAGUUUCGUCCCAGGAUACUCUGCUUCGGACUCCGAGAUGGCCGGUCUCUCGAUGCAGGGCAACCGGGUCCAGUCAUCGAUGGAGUCUGUUCUUUCCCGCAAUGCGUCAAGGCUGUAUUUUCCCACGAGCUUUGAAAGGACCAGGUUUGCCAAUGAUCCUUCUGGAGAAGUUGGAUCAUCUUGCCCUUAUUCCCAGUGGAAUACGCAGACCAUUCGAGUUGGCUCAGAAAACAGCAACCCAGCGUUCGAUUCGGCGGCCGGCCAUACAAACAACGGCCUCCUCCCCCGUCAGCAAAUGCCUAUGGACCUCUCGGGCCAACACGAGGCCACCGAAAAUGGGUACUACCCCAUUUUUCCUAGAAGUACUGCCAAGAGACAGGAUAGAGCAACUGCAGCCAUGAACACUGGUGAUUUUCUCUGCCACGUGGAAACUACCAAUCCUGAAGUUACGGAGGUCGAUGAUUAUUUUGAUAACAAGGAAAACAUUGACCCGUGCGGUCAAUACCCCCCCACCCUUCCUCGGACUGUGGGAGUCAAUGGUGCUUUUCACCACCGUCAACUCUCAACUGACUCUGAAGUUGAAAGCAACUAUUAUUUUGAUAACAAGGAAAACAUCGAUCCCCGCGGUGAUCUCCCAGGCAUUGCUGAAGUCGAGACCAAUGACCGUUUUGAUAGCGUCGGCCAACCCAGUGGAUCUCAAGUUGAGCACAACCUCCCCGGUUCAUCUGGCUGUCUGCUGUCCAGGACAGAUCCCGAUCGCCUUGCCUUGGCGGCCGCCGGUUUUAUGGUUCUUUACGACCGUCUUAUCGCAAGUGUAGAUGCCGAGGAACAGGAAGACGAGAUGAUGUUCAACUCGGAGUUUGCCGGGAUAUUUGGGGUUCAGUGAUUCGGUAUUCUGAUAUGCUUACAGUAUCAUACUUGAGACUUAGGAUAACCUAGGACUAGCCUCCAUGGGAAACUGAAAAAAAUGAAAUCCAUUCUGUC
This is a messenger RNA of Penicilliopsis zonata CBS 506.65, 2116 nucleotides long. RefSeq lists its product as hypothetical. Bases 402 to 2018 code for a protein of 538 amino acids. Lineage: Eukaryota; Fungi; Ascomycota; Eurotiomycetes; Eurotiales; Aspergillaceae. The record is from RefSeq and is a predicted model, not a curated record. The transcript has 2 exons.